CUGAAACACGCCAGCGGUGCUGCACAGGCACAAGACCCCAUCAUAAUGUUGAAAAAUCAGCGAGCACCAGAUAAAUCAUCCUCAACAACAGAAAACCUGUAUUGUAUUUGCUUCAACAAUACUUCAUGAUCACAUAUCAAGAUCCGAAAUCAAACAAAAUACCCGUGCAGUAUACUCUGUUACCAAUAACCAAGACAUGCCAAGCAUAUAAGCUAACUCAUUCAUGUUUGGCACGCAAACCUAAAGCAGAUAAAGCAACACUCUCUUAUGGAGGUUAGCAGAUGGGAUUCUUGCUGUCGGCUGCUCUGUUCAUCGUGACAUUGCUGCUGCCUCUCUGAUAUAUAUACAGGGAGAACCCCAAGGCUUAAGCACCAACGAACUGCAGGUCGUCUUGCCUACCAUUCUCGUCAAUUUCUAUACAGAAGAAAACAGCACCACAGCUUCAAUCUCCAACCAUGGCUUACCAUCUACGAUCGGCAAGCACGCCUUCGAGGCCUCGCUCAAACAAAACUGAAGUCGAGCAGCAGCUCCAGAGCCUGAGCACAACCAUCUCUUCGCCCUCGGCGACCAUUGAUACGAUGUGUGAUGGCUUGAGGAGGCUCGGUGACAUCUACAGCUGCAUCGAGAAGAUGAUGUGCACACCAAGCAGCCAAGUCAGCCUUUGCGAGACCCUUCAAAGGGCGGCAGUGGAGGCGGAGCUUGGACGGUCCCUCGUCGUGCUCGAUCUCUGCAACGGCAUGCGGGAUAGCUUCAUGGAAUUGAAGUUGACUGUCCAAGAGCUACUGUUGGCUCUCAGGAGAGGAGAAGGUGUGUCUUCUCAAGUCAAGGCAUAUGUCCGGCUAGUAAACAAGGUGCAAAAACAGUUCAAGAAGAUCAGCAAGGAAACUACUUCCGACAAGAACGGCUCUAGGGUGGUGAUGCUAAUGGCAGAAGCAAGAGAGAUCACCAUGUCACUGCUCGAAUCCACGUCCUCAAUCUUGUCGAAGCAAGUUGAGAUGCCCAAGUGGUCUCUUGCCUCCAAAACAUUCCACAGGACCAAAGUUGUGUGCCAAGAGGAGCAAUUGCAGGCACUGGAGCACAGUAUUGGAGAUCUUGAGAGUGGAGUGGAACUUCUCUACAGGAGAUUGAUCCAAAACAGAGUCUCUCUUCUGAAUAUUCUUAGCUCAUAUAUACCCUGAGCUCUAGUUCACUGCGGUUGGC
Triticum dicoccoides is the source of this 1200-nucleotide messenger RNA. RefSeq lists its product as uncharacterized. The record is from RefSeq and is a predicted model, not a curated record. Bases 456 to 1178 code for a protein of 240 amino acids. NCBI's taxonomy places the organism in Eukaryota, Viridiplantae, Streptophyta, Magnoliopsida, Poales, Poaceae. Gene Ontology annotation, biological process: shoot system development; root development. The transcript has a single exon.